UGCUGAUUCCUCUCAUCUUAUCUAUUUGUACUGGGCUACCAAGUGGUACUGCUCGUCACUCAUCAAUGUUCGUGGAAGGAAACGCAGCUAGCAGUGUCCUUGGAUGGAUUUCAAUAGCAUGCUGGAUUGUCGUGUAUUCCCCUCAGAUAAUUGAGAAUUAUCAACUACAGAGUGGGGAGGGUUUAUCGCUCCUUUUCAUCUACGUAUGGUUGCUGGGCGACGUAUGUAAUCUUGUGGGUGCAGCGAUGGCUGGAUUGCUGCCUACCGUGAUUAUCCUUGGAGUUUAUUACACCUUAUGCGACACUGUAUUACUCUGCCAAGUAUAUUAUUACCGAUGGAGGCGGCAAACCGACCACGUUGUACCUGCGCACAUCCCAGGGGAGGUUUCCGAAGAAUCUUGCCUUAUUGCUGAUAGUCGCUCGGUGGAUCCUUCCGAAAGAUCAGAGCUCUCGGUCACGCGAAUUUUUGUGCGGUACCUGGCCGCUGUCGCAUUCGUAUCAGCCGCUGGUGUGGCGGCAUUUUGUAUCAGCAAUUGGCUUCCCAGCGAUGAUACUUCUCCGGUCCAUCCAAAUACGAAGUUGGACUGGCAUAUACAGGUAAUAGGGUGGACCAGCGCCACUGCUUAUCUUGGUGCCCGUCUGCCGCAAAUAGUCAAGAACUUCAAGACCAGGUGUGAGGGUCUCGCUCCUGGAUUAUUUGUCUUCUCUAUCCUGGGAAACACGACAUACGCAUUGUCUAUUAUUGCUGCAUCUCGCGACGCAGAUUAUCUGAUGAGGAAUGCAAGCUGGCUAGCAGGUAGUGGAUUGACCGUCUUUCUCGAUAUACUUGUGCUCAGCCAGUUCUUUUAUUACGGAUUUGUUUCAGGGCAGCAAGGCUGGAUCGAUAGAGCUCCGGCGUAAGUGUCCAACGUUCAGUAUUACUAUUAGAAGCUUGCUGUAUCCAUACGUUACUGUUUCCUUGACGUAGAACCUUACGGCUGUCGAUGGCUUGU
Messenger RNA from Suillus clintonianus, 991 nucleotides. RefSeq names its product PQ-loop-domain-containing protein. The transcript is spliced from 8 exons. Gene Ontology annotation, cellular component: fungal-type vacuole membrane. The coding region runs from base 66 to 899 and encodes 277 amino acids. The record is from RefSeq and is a predicted model, not a curated record. NCBI's taxonomy places the organism in Eukaryota, Fungi, Basidiomycota, Agaricomycetes, Boletales, Suillaceae. Gene Ontology annotation, biological process: basic amino acid transmembrane export from vacuole.